UUCAAAAUCAUCCGUGGGGCAAGUUGGUGGUGAGAGGAGGGCUCAGGGCGACGGUAGCAACCCUUCUUCGCCUGUGAACUAGCGGCAGUACGGAGCGAUGCUUGGAAGUUGAAAAAAGACAGUAACAAAGGCCAGUAGAAGACCGUGUGGACCACACAUCAACAAGCAUGGAGUUCCCGCAACAGCAGAAACCGGCGGGGGACGGAAAGAUCAUCUAUCCUCCCGGAGUAAAAGAGAUCACCGACAAAAUCAGCAACGAUGAGGUGGUCAAACGAUUGAAGAUGGUGGUGAAGACCUACAUGGACAUGGAUCAGGACUCGGAGGAGGAGAAGCAGCAGUAUCUGGGCCUGGCUCUCCACCUCGCCUCAGAGUUCUUCUUAAGGAACCCCAACAAAGAUGUGCGGUUACUGGUGGCCUGCUGUCUGGCAGACAUCUUCAGGAUCUACGCUCCCGAGGCCCCUUACACCUCCCAUGACAAGCUCAAGGACAUCUUCCUUUUCAUUACAAGACAGCUAAAGGGACUUGAAGACACCAAGAGUCCCCAGUUCAACCGAUACUUUUACCUUCUGGAGAACCUGGCCUGGGUGAAAUCAUACAACAUUUGCUUUGAACUGGAGGACUGCAAUGAGAUCUUCAUCCAGCUUUUCAAAACCCUCUUCUCAGUCAUCAAUAACAGCCAUAACCAGAAGGUACAGAUGCACAUGAUGGAUCUGAUGAGUUCUAUCAUCAUGGAAGGAGACGGAGUCACACAAGAGCUGUUGGACACAAUCCUCAUCAACCUCAUCCCUGCACACAAGAAUCUGAACAAGCAAGCGUACGAUCUUGCUAAAACUCUGCUGAAGAGGACCGUGCAGACGAUUGAGACAUGCAUCGCUAACUUCUUCAAUCAGGUUUUGGUGAUGGGCAAGUCGUCAGUUUCGGACCUAUCUGAGCACGUCUUCGACCUCAUCCAGGAACUGUUUGCCAUCGACCCGAUGCUGCUUACAUCUGUCAUGCCACAGCUGGAGUUCAAACUGAAGAGCAACGACGGCGAGGAGCGCCUGGCUGUGGUACGGCUGUUAGCGAAGUUGUUCGGGGCUAAAGACUCGGAGCUGGCUUCACAGAACAGACCGCUGUGGCAGUGCUUCUUAGGACGGUUCAAUGACAUCCACGUCCCAGUCAGGCUAGAGUGCGUAAAGUUUGCCAGCCACUGCCUCAUGAACCACCCAGACCUGGCAAGGGACCUCACAGAGUAUUUGAAGGUGCGUUCCCACGACCCAGAAGAGGCCAUCCGUCACGACGUCAUCGUCACCAUCAUCAACGCUGGAAGGAAGGACCUCAACUUGGUCAACGAUCAGCUGUUGGGCUUCGUUCGGGAAAGGACCCUGGACAAGAGGUGGCGUGUGCGUAAGGAGGCCAUGAUGGGCCUGGCUCAGCUUUAUAAGAAAUACUGUCUGCACCAUGAGGCCGGAAAGGAGUCCGCCCAGAAGAUCAGCUGGAUCAAAGACAAGCUGCUGCACAUUUACUAUCAGAACAGCAUCGAUGACAAGUUAUUAGUAGAGAAGAUCUUUGCCCAGUACAUGGUUCCUCACAGCCUGGACACUGAGGAGAAGAUGAAGUGUCUGUACUACCUGUACGCCUGCCUGGACACUAAUGCUGUCAAGGCACUGAAUGAGAUGUGGAAAUGUCAGAACAUGCUCAGAGGCCUUGUCAAAGAGCUGCUCGACCUCCACAAGCUGCCGGUGUCCGAGGCCAACAAUACAGCAAUGUUUGGGAAGCUGAUGAGUAUUGCCAAAAACCUGCCAGACGCUGGAAAAGCUCAAGACUUCAUGAAGAAGUUCAACCAGGUUCUUGGCGAGGACGAGAAGCUGCGAGUCCAGCUAGAGAUGCUCAUCAGUCCAACUUGUUCCUGCAAACAGGCGGAGAUCUGCGUGAGGGAGAUUACGCGAAAGUUGACAUUCCCCAAACAGCCCACAAACCCCUUCCUGGAGAUGGUGAAGUUCCUGUUGGAGCGCAUCGCUCCGGUACACAUCGACUCAGAGGCCAUCAGCGCUCUGGUAAAGUUGCUGAAUAAGUCCAUCGAGGGCACAGCUGAUGACGACGAAGAGGGAGUUACACCUGAUACAGCCAUCCGCUCAGGGCUGGAGCUUCUCAAGGUCCUGUCUUUCACUCAUCCGACAGCUUUCCACUCAGCAGAGACCUACGAGUCUCUUCUACAGUGUUUGAAGAUGGAGGACGACAAAGUAGCAGAGGCAGCGAUACAGAUCUUCAGAAACACCGGGCAGAAGAUCGAGACAGAGUUACAACAGAUUAGAUCGACUCUUAUUCCCAUCCUGCAUCAGAAAGCCAAGCGGGGCACUCCUCACCAGGCCAAGCAGGCGGUCCACUGCAUCCACGCCAUCUUCAACAACAAGGAAGUGCAGCUGGCACAGAUUUUUGAGCCUCUGUCACGCAGUCUUAAUGCAGAUGUACCAGAGCAACUCAUCACUCCGCUGGUGUCUCUGGGCCACAUCUCCAUGCUGGCUCCAGAUCAGUUUGCUUCACCAAUGAAAUCCAUCGUCGCCAACUUCAUUGUCAAAGACCUGCUCAUGAACGACAGAUCUGUGGGAAACAAAAAUGGGAAGCUGUGGACCACCGAUGAGGAAGUCUCACCUGAAGUUCUAGCUAAGGUUCAGGCCAUUAAGCUCCUGGUGCGCUGGUUAUUAGGAAUGAAGAACAACCAGUCCAAGUCGGCAAACUCCACCCUGCGCCUGCUGUCGGCUAUGCUGGUCAGCGAGGGCGACCUGACGGAGCAGAAAAAGAUCAGUAAAUCAGACAUGUCCCGUCUGAGGCUGGCUGCAGGCGGAGCCAUCAUGAAGCUGGCACAGGAGCCAUGUUACCACGACAUCAUCACGCCUGAGCAGUUUCAGCUCUGUGGCCUCGUCAUAAAUGACGAGUGCUACCAGGUCCGCCAGAUCUUUGCACAGAAGUUGCACUUGGCUCUGGUGAAACUGAUGCUGCCUUUGGAGUAUCUGGCCGUCUUCGCCCUGUGUGCCAAGGACCCAGUGAAGGAGCGCCGCGCCCACGCCCGACAGUGCCUCCUGAAGAACAUCUCCGUCCGCAGAGAGUACAUCAAACAGAACCCCCUCGCUCAGGAAAAACUUGUCUCACUUCUUCCCGAGUACGUUGUCCCGUACAUGAUCCACCUGCUGGCCCACGACCCAGACUUCACAAAACCACAAGAGUAUGAACAGCUCAAAGACAUCAAAGAGUGCCUUUGGUUCAUGCUGGAAGUGCUGAUGACCAAGAAUGAGAACAACAGUCACGCCUUUCUGAGGAAGAUGGUGGAGAACAUCAAACAAACAAAGGAUGCCCAGUGCCCUGAAGAUGCCAAGGCCAAUGAGAAACUGUAUAUUGUAUGCGACGUUGCCCUCUUCGUGAUCGCCAACAAGAGCACUGCCUGUCACCUGGACUCUCCAAAAGAGCCUGUCCUGCCCUCCAAGUUCUUCCUCGUACAGGACAAGGACUUCAAGAAUGAUAAGGAGUACCUAACAGCAGAAAUGAGACAAAUGCUGCUCACUGGAAAGCCCAAAACGGCUCCAGUGUUGGGAGCUGUGAACAAACCUCUGACUGUACCUGGGAGGAGGAUCUUCACCAAAACCACCACAGUUUCGGACACCACCAGUAACACCAGCACCAACUCCUCCCCUCUCAGCUCAACAAUCAACAAGAACAGUAACAGCAGUGUGACCAGCGAGUCAACAGAGAGCCGGGCGCAGGAGAACAACGAAAACCCAGUCAUCAAGAAUGACGAGUCGAAGAAGGAGGAAGCGGGCAACAACGCGACUACAGACGCCGAAGCUUCGGUGGUCAAACGGCGUGGCCGUCCCGCCAAAACGACCACUGCUUCUGCCGUGGCCGAGAAAGAUGGAGCGUCGGCGCCGGCAGCGGGUGGAGGCAGAGGCAGGAAGAGAGCCGCCGACCCCAACUCCAACCCGUCGGCGGAGUCCAUCAACCUCAAGGUGUCCAAACAGCAGCAGCAGAACGACGAGGGAACAAAGAGACAGAUUGACUUGCAGAGGUAAAGAGGAAACCAGCGAAGGCGAAAUCAAGACUUGAGAGAACGGGCCAGACUCUUCCUCAAACCUUCCUAACAUUAUGUACAAGCUCCUCUGACUUUUAAAGCUUUCCUGGAUACAUUAUGGACCUUUCUUAAAACACACGUAUACACAUGCACGCACGCACACAAACACACACACACACACACACACACACACACACACACACACACACACACACACACACACACACACAGCACUGACAUCCUAGAAGGUUUUAAACACCUUGUAGUCCUAAAAUUGAAGCUCAUUGUAUGUAGGUCUUACUCAGAAACAUGUUAUUUUUUUUUCCCUUUGUGUUUGUUGUUCUUUGCUUCUUUUGAGGAGCUGUUUUUAAGAAGAAAAAAAAAAAACAGGAUGGACAUUUUACAAACAUUUUAAUCUGGUUAUGAUUGUUGCUUAUUAAAUCCCCUGGGAAAAACCGAAUCGUACUGUACGUCUCCCGACCUCUUCCUCCUUGUGUCUUGUGUUGCACGAUCUUUUUAUUUUGACCUUCGACAGUUUUAAAGUUACAUUUUGUAAAUACACCUGUGCAACUUUCCAGUUAAAACUUUUUUUUAAUAUCUACCACGUUGAAUAAAAAAAAAACUAGCUGCAGCAGAUGGGAGUAUUUAACAAAUAUACCAGCACCAAAUUUCUUUUUUUUUUUUUUUUUAGCUUUUGCUGUUUCUCUCAGCUGGAGCCAUUCCUCGCAAGGCCAGGUAGAAACCAACGGUGGCGUUUUCCUCUCCCACCGUUCAUGUGUCCAAGGGCCCUUUUUUUUUUAAAUCGACUUUCGGUGUGUAAAUGAAAAAUGUAAGCAGGUAAAUCUGCUCGACGGCGUUGAGGGGAGGAGCUGAUCAUGUUUUUACGUCACUUGUGAAUGCAUAAAUGAUGUUACUACAAGUAUGUGUUCAGGUUUCUCUUCACCUUUUACAAUUAAAUGUUUUGUACUACUGUCA
Messenger RNA from Salarias fasciatus (jewelled blenny), 5017 nucleotides. It is a transcript of the gene pds5a, whose product is annotated as PDS5 cohesin associated factor A. Bases 168 to 4043 code for a protein of 1291 amino acids. Gene Ontology annotation, biological process: mitotic sister chromatid cohesion; DNA repair. The record is from RefSeq and is a predicted model, not a curated record. Lineage: Eukaryota; Metazoa; Chordata; Actinopteri; Blenniiformes; Blenniidae. Gene Ontology annotation, cellular component: nucleus; chromatin. The transcript is spliced from 33 exons.